Molecule: messenger RNA, 1861 nt
Organism: Phoenix dactylifera (date palm)
Lineage: Eukaryota; Viridiplantae; Streptophyta; Magnoliopsida; Arecales; Arecaceae
Product: E3 ubiquitin-protein ligase ATL31
Source: RefSeq, a predicted model, not a curated record
UUAUCCCUGCCAACUCCACUUCCCGACCCGUUAUUCUCUCUCGCGGUGUUGCCGGCUCCGAUGAAUCACCGCCAUCCAGUCUCCGCCCUUGUUCUCCUCCUUCCCUUGCUUCUACUCACCCCUCGGUGCUCAAUCGCCCAGUCCUCCCCUUCCUCCGGCCGCAACAACGACGACGACGACGACGACGAGUCUUAUUUCAACACGACAAAUUACAACGGUUCGAUGGCGAUCCUGAUCGUAGUGUUUAUCAUCGCGUUCUUCAUUACGGGGUUUUUUUCGAUGUAUAUCCGGCGGUGCACCGGCAACGGCACGGAGUCGGGCCGCGUUUCCGUGCGCGGCGGCGCCGGGUGGGGGCAGGAGGGGCUGGACCCAGCGGUGCUGGAGACGUUCCCGACGCUGGUUUACUCGGAGGUGAAGGGGCUCAGGAUCGGGAAAGAGGCGCCGGAGUGCGCGGUUUGCCUCAGCGAGUUCGAGGACGACGAGACCCUCCGGCUCCUCCCCAAAUGCAGCCACGUGUUCCACACCGAUUGUAUCGACACCUGGCUCGCCACCCACGCCACCUGCCCGGUCUGCCGCUCUAAUCUCGUCCCCGACCCCGACGCCCCACAAACCCCCGCAUCCAAUCUCCAACCGCCGGCGCCGGCGGCCGUGGAGGGGACGGUGGGUGGUGGGGAGAGGGCGGAUGCGGCGCCUGCGGAGCAGGUGGAGAUCACGGUGGACGAGGAGGCGGCGGAGAUGGAGAGGAGGGAGGAGGCAGCGGAGAUGGACAGGAUCGGAAGCCGGAAGCGGGCGAUGCGGUCGAGGUCGGGAAGGCGGCCGGCGAGGUACCCGCGGUCGCACUCGACAGGGCACUCGGUGGUGCAGCCGGGGGAGAAUCUCGACCGGUUUACUCUCCGACUGCCGGAGCACAUCCUGAUGGAGAUCAUCGCCGCCGAGAAGCUCCACCGGUCGACGAGCUGCGUCGCUUUCCCGACCGCCGGGGAAGGGAGCUCGCGCCGGGGAUACGGCGGUGGUGGAGGGAGUGGAUGGGAGGGGAGUAGCCGCGGUGGGAGGAGCAUCCGGCUGGGGCGGUCAGGCCGGUGGCCGUCGUCGUUCUUCGUGAGGACGUUCUCGGCGAAGAUUCCGACGUGGAGGAGGGGGGAUGGGGAGGGCUCCGUGAAGAAGGGGGAUGGGGAGGGAUCCACGAGGGGGAAGUGCUUCGCCGUGGCGCCCUUCGACUGCCUCGACGGCGGCGGGAAGGCUGAACGCGUCGCCGACGAGGACGAAUCGUCCUGUGACGCACUCGCCCGGCAGGGGGACAUGGCGGCGUAAGAGCGCGAGAAAAGAUUGCCGUUUUGGACUCCUCGUUCAGAAGAAAGAUGUGCUGCCGCUGAAUCUCGGAACGAGAUCGGAAUGCAAGAAAUGGAGCUGAACCGACUGGCCGAGAGAUGGAAAAUCUAAUUUUUUUAAAAAAUAAUUUAUAAGAAGUCUGUUUCAUAGAGUUUUCAAUAAAAAUUUCCAAUGUCUAAGAAUAGAGAAGCAACAGUACGAAAAAGAGAGAUUUCAGUAUAAUUGAGUUCUCUAUGAACAAUAUCGCAUAUUUGAGUUGAUGUGACGUGCACUGGUCGCCAAACAAUAGCCAAUCGUAUGUUUACGGUGUGAGCAUCGGUUGCCAGAAUCGUCAGUCGGCACAUGUCAAUUGGCUCCUUGGCUAGUCGACUCCUUGGCUAGGAUCGAAGUCGCUCACUUCGAUUUAUGACCCAGGUCGAGGAGGCCGGUUCGAGAUGGAGGUGUCCAAUAUUUUUUCAUUAAGGUGUACUAGAUUUUUUUUCUUUUUUGUAGAAAUAGACUUUGUUAUUCAAUGGAAUAAUUCUUGCUUCAU